AUGGAGGCUAGACCUCGGAAGGCGCCCGAUUGGACGUGUGGGUCGUGUAGCAACGUUAACUUCGCUAAGCGCCAUCGGUGCAACAAAUGCGGCGAAGUCCGGCCCAAGAAUGGAGCCGCAACGCCGGCCGCGGAGUCGAGGCCGCUCCGCCAAGGCGAUUGGCUCUGCCCCGGGUGUCAAAACGUGAACUGGGCGCGGCGGGACAAGUGCAACUUGUGCCUGGCUAUGAAGCCCACACUUCUGAACGACACAGACACGAAACGGACUGGUCGCGCGGGUGGCCACUACGACAUACAGGAUCCACAAGACCGGCUGGCGCAUGAUAGCGGUGAUGAGGAGUACGACGAGUUCGGGAGACGGAAGAAAGCUAAGACGAUCAUCUCGGUAGAGAUGUCGCAUAAGUCGGAGACAACGAAUCCCGUGGAUCCCCGAGAAGCACUGCUCGAGCAAGCCAAGCAGGAAGGGAUUAUCCUCACAUACCCGCCCGCUCCUAUGAGCGAGAGCGAGGAUGAACAGCCACGCAAGAGACCCCGCACUUAG
Messenger RNA from Gregarina niphandrodes, 540 nucleotides. RefSeq names its product putative Ran-binding protein. NCBI's taxonomy places the organism in Eukaryota, Apicomplexa, Conoidasida, Eugregarinorida, Gregarinidae. Bases 1 to 540 code for a protein of 179 amino acids. The transcript is spliced from 3 exons. The record is from RefSeq and is a predicted model, not a curated record.